AUGCAACGGGUUCAUUUUGCUACGUCAUUCAAUGACGGCCACAUCGGUGCUUCUGAAUCCACAACAAGUGAGCAGAUUCGAGCCGAGCAGAAAGACGGACGAGAAGAGGACGAGGAAGAGGACUGGCGUCUAAAGUACAAAUCAGCUUUCACUUAUGCGGACUAUAACGAUUUAGACAAUAUGGGAUAUGAAGCGCCGAAACGUUAUCGUAAUCAGGUGCGUGUUUUUUUAAUCAUCACGAAGAAUCCAUACUAUCGAAAUCAGUUCAGCCUACCAAUUGCUGAAUCGCCUUCUAUGCAAACCUCGGCUAUCGAGAGUGUUUUUGUAGCACUAUCAUUUCUCAUAUUUUUACUCACCUUACCGCUCUCAUUACUCUUCUCACUAAAGUUCGUUGGUGACUUCGAGAGGUUGGUUGUGCUUCGUCUAGGUCGAGCACAAAAAACGCGUGGUCCAGGUGCAACUGUGAUAUUGCCUUGUAUUGAUACGUGCACUAAAGUUGAUCUCAGAGUGAACGCUUUCAAUGUUCCUCCUAUGCAAAUCAUCACCAGUGAUCGAGGCUUGGUCGAGCUUGGUGCUACUGUUUUCUUACAGAUAAAAGACGCAUUGGCAGCGGUAUGCACCGUACGCGAACGGAAUCAGUCAAUUCGAACGUUGGCCAUCACGAGUCUUUAUCGAAUCGUUUCCAAGAGACGUGUUUGUGAGAUUAUCAGUGGACAGUCACGUACACAAAUAGCCGGCAUUCUUCAGGAAGAGAUGAGUGCAUUUACUGUAUCGUGGGGUGUGCAAAUCACAAAAAUUGAAAUUUCCGAAGUGAAAGUAAUCAAAGAAGGCGAAAACAUGGCGAUAUCAACGUUCAAAAGUGUUGUACUCUCGAAAAACUUCGCAACAAGACAUAAGUUGUAUCGCUUAAAAGAAACUGGAAGACUAGUCAUGCACUUUCGAAAUUUCGGUAAUUUUCAGCUGAUCAAAUCAGAGUUUGGUAAUGAAGUUCUUCAGACGAUCAAUACAACAGUUCAAGAAUUUAUCAGUGAACAUAAAACCAGCGAAAACGAUUUGAUUGAUUUCAAUUCGAAUAAUAUCGAUAACAAAAAUGAGAAUCAUAAUAACAAUAAUAUUGAUAUCAAUAAGAACGUCAAAAAAGGAGAUAUCCCAUCGACUGAUGGAAUGCCCAGUAAUGAAACACCAAAGUUAUCACUAACUGAGAUCGAUGAUCUGUUGGGAACCAUAUCGAUGGUCAUCGAUGAGCGUCUUGUGGCACUUGUUGGAUACGCAUUUCAGGUUGAAUGCGAGGAUGUCGGUGAUUUCUAUUUGGACUUGAAGAAUGGUUCGGGUUGUUGCAAUCGUGGACGAUACGCGAAUGCUGACGUUACUUUUCAGUUGAAUCGUUCGUUGUUCGAAGAUAUUGUCAAGAAACGUAUCUCACCAAUGCACGCUUACAUGUGCGGUUCUCUCAAACUGCAAGGAUCCAUCCAAGCCGCUAUGAAGCUCACAUUCCUUGCUGAUCGUGUCAGCGAACUUUUGUGA
Molecule: messenger RNA, 1524 nt
Organism: Anisakis simplex (herring worm)
Lineage: Eukaryota; Metazoa; Nematoda; Chromadorea; Rhabditida; Anisakidae
Source: the annotation of a GenBank genome assembly